Messenger RNA from Psylliodes chrysocephalus, 480 nucleotides. The record is from the annotation of a GenBank genome assembly. Lineage: Eukaryota; Metazoa; Arthropoda; Insecta; Coleoptera; Chrysomelidae.
AUGCAAAAAUUAAAAUAUGUAAAAAUGAUUGGCGAUGGAGCCAGCAGUGUUUACCAAAAAAAUUGCUUAGAGAGAUUCUAUGGAAGAACAAUGGUCAGCAAAGUAGAAUGCAUAAACCAUCUUCUCAGAAAUUAUUGCACAAAUACAAAAAAAUACAGUCCAAAAAACAAAAUAGUAAGUCCACGACUAAAAAAAGUUUUGAGUGAUAGAAUUUUGAAGUUACGAGUGGGAAUUAAAUCGGCUGUAAAUUACCACAGAAAAAUUACCAGUGAUAUUGUUGACAACGUGAAGCAAUUAACUGCAGACAUUAAAACCUCUCCUUACCACACAUUUGGAAAUCAUUCAAACUGUGCACAAUAUUUUUGUAAAAGACAACAAAAUGAUAGAGAUUAUGUGACAGAAAUUGAAGAAUGCGGACUAACGGAUGACAUUGUAUCUGCUGUUAAUGGCUGGUUCAUAACAGACACAGUUUAUUAUUAA